Molecule: messenger RNA, 2094 nt
Organism: Cordyceps fumosorosea ARSEF 2679
Lineage: Eukaryota; Fungi; Ascomycota; Sordariomycetes; Hypocreales; Cordycipitaceae
Product: vacuolar sorting protein 1
Exons: 6
Coding region: 1-2094 (697 amino acids)
Biological process (GO): peroxisome organization
Cellular component (GO): microtubule; cytoplasm; membrane
Molecular function (GO): GTP binding; microtubule binding; GTPase activity
Source: RefSeq, a predicted model, not a curated record
AUGAGCGGCAACCUCUCUACGCCGGGCGGUAUUUCCGACCCCGCCCUCAUUACUCUCGUCAACAAGCUACAGGACGUCUUUGCCACUGUCGGCGUCAACAACCCCAUUGAUCUUCCUCAGAUUGCCGUCGUCGGUAGUCAGUCCAGCGGAAAGUCUUCCGUAUUGGAAAACAUUGUCGGUCGUGACUUCCUCCCUCGUGGUUCCGGCAUUGUUACCCGUCGACCUCUCGUUCUCCAGCUUAUCAACCGACCCGCUCAGUCCAACGGCGUCAAGGAAGGUGACUUCGACGGCGGCAACGACAAGGCUGCCAACCCCGAUGAAUGGGGCGAGUUCCUUCACGUUCCCGGCCAAAAGUUCUACGACUUCUCCAAGAUCCGCGAUGAGAUUGCCAGUGAAACCGAGGCCAAGGUCGGCAAGAAUGCCGGCAUCUCUGCCGCUCCCAUCAACCUCCGUAUCUACUCGCCCAACGUCCUGACCCUGACCCUCGUCGAUUUGCCCGGUCUCACCAAGGUCCCCGUCGGUGACCAGCCCAGGGAUAUCGAGAGACAGAUUCGCGAAAUGGUCCUCAAGUACAUUGGCAAAUCCAACGCCAUCAUUCUCGCUGUAACCUCUGCCAACAUCGACUUGGCCAACUCGGACGGUCUCAAGCUCGCCCGCGAAGUCGACCCCGAAGGUCAGCGUACCAUCGGUGUCCUCACAAAGGUCGAUCUCAUGGACGAGGGUACCGAUGUCAUUGACAUCCUUUCCAACCGAGUCAUUCCCUUGCGUCUUGGCUACGUCCCCGUUGUCAACCGUGGCCAGCGCGAUAUCGACAACAAAAAGGCCAUCAACGCCGCUCUCGAGGCCGAAAAGAACUUUUUCGAAAACCACAAGGCGUACCGCAACAAGAGCUCCUACUGCGGUACUCCCUACCUCGCCCGCAAACUCAACCUCAUUCUCAUGAUGCACAUCAAACAGACUCUGCCUGACAUCAAGGCUAGAAUUGCCAGCUCUCUACAAAAAUACACGGCCGAGCUCGACAGCCUGGGCCCUUCCAUGCUGGGCAACAGCGCCAAUAUUAUCCUCAACAUUAUUACCGAAUUCACCAACGAGUGGCGCACCGUUCUCGAUGGUAACAAUAACGAGCUAUCUAGCACCGAGCUGUCGGGUGGUGCCCGUAUCAGCUUUGUCUUCCACGAGCUCUACUCCAACGGCGUCAAGGCCAUUGAUCCCUUUGACGUUGUCAAGGAUGUCGAUAUCCGCACUAUUCUUUACAACUCGUCUGGCUCUUCUCCGGCCCUGUUUGUCGGCACGACUGCUUUCGAGCUCAUUGUGAAGCAGCAGAUCAAGCGCCUGGAGGAUCCCAGCUUGAAGUGCAUCUCCCUCGUCUACGAUGAGCUGGUUCGUAUUCUCUCGCAGCUGCUAGGAAAGACGCUGUAUCGCCGCUAUCCUUCUCUCAAGGAAAAGAUGCACAGUGUCGUCAUUGCCUUUUUCAAGAAGGCCAUGGAGCCCACCAACAAGCUCGUUCGUGACCUUGUCAACAUGGAGGCGUGCUACAUCAACACUGGCCACCCCGACUUCCUGAACGGCCACCGUGCUAUGGCUGUCGUCAACGAGCGUCAUAACCCUAGCAAGCCGGUUCAGGUUGACCCCAAGACCGGCAAGCCUCUACCUGCUGCCGCCACUCCCGCCCGCACAACCAGCCCGCCUAUCCCCGAUACCGACACCAACGGUGGCUUCUUCGGCAGCUUCUUUGCGGCCAAGAACAAAAAGAAGGCUGCUGCUAUGGAGGCCCCUCCUCCCACCCUCAAGGCCUCUGGCACAUUGUCUGAGCGCGAAAACAUUGAAGUCGAGGUCAUCAAACUGCUCAUCUCUUCAUACUAUAACAUUGUCAAGCGCACCAUGAUUGACAUGGUGCCCAAGGCCAUUAUGCUUACCCUUGUGCAAUUUACCAAGGAUGAGAUGCAAAAGGAGCUCCUCGAGAACAUGUACCGCACCGAUGCCCUGGAGGAGCUGCUGAAGGAGAGCGACUUUACCAUUCGCCGACGAAAGGAGUGCCAGCAAAUGGUGGAGUCGCUGUCGCGCGCCAGCGAGAUUGUCAGCCAGGUGCAGUAA